GGCGAGCGCAGCGGCCGCCUAGGCGCCCAGGACCAGGCGGCGGUGGCGGCGGCGGCGUCCCCGCCGGGCCUCGCGCGCACUCCCCUCGCUGUCGGCAGCCGGCCGCCGGCGAAGGUCAAGAUGGAAGAAAUCCUGAGGAAGCUGCAGAAGGAAGCGUCCGGGAGCAAGUACAAAGCCAUCAAAGAGAGCUGCACCUGGGCCCUGGAAACCCUGGAUGGUGUGGAUACCGUUGUCAAGAUCCCUCCACACUUGCUGAGGGAGAAAUGCCUGCUGCCUCUCCAGCUGGCUUUGGAAUCCAAGAAUGUGAAGCUGGCCCAACAUGCCUUGGCAGGGAUACAGAAGCUUCUGGCUGAAGAGAGGUUUGUAUCCAUGGAAACGGACUCCGAUGAGAAGCAGCUGCUCAAUCAGAUCCUGAACGCUGUGAAAGUGACACCUUCCCUCCACGAAGACCUGCAGGUGGAAGUGAUGAAGGUUUUACUCUGCAUAACCUACACCCCGACAUUUGACCUGAACGGGAGCGCAGUGCUGAAGAUCGCAGAGGUGUGCAUUGAAACAUACAUAUGUAGCUGUCACCAGCGUAGUAUAAACACUGCUGUGCGGGCAACUCUCAGUCAAAUGCUGAGUGACUUGACUUUACAGUUACGACAAAGGCAAGAGAAUACGAUAAUUGAAAACCCGGAUGUCCCACAGGAAUUCAGGAAUCAAGGGUCAACAGUGGAGUCCCUCUGUGACGACCUUGUCUCCGUGCUCACUGUUCUGUGCGAGAAGCUCCAAGCCGCCAUCAACGACGGCCAGCAGCUGCAGCUCCUGUUCCUAGAGUGCAUCCUGUCCGUGCUCAGCAGCGCCUCCUCCUCCAUGCAGCUGCACAGAGGCUUCACCGACCUCAUCUGGAAAAACCUCUGCCCUGCGCUCAUCGUGAUCUUGGGGAAUCCAAUUCACGACAAAACCAUCACCUCCGCUCACAGCAGCAGCAGCAGCGCGGGUACCAGCGUCGAGCCGGACUCUGCAUCUCCAGGGGUCUCCGACCACGGCCGGGGCUCAGGCUGCUCCUCAACCGCGCCUGCCUUGAGCGGGCCGGUGGCUCGGACCAUCUACUACAUUGCGGCCGAGCUGGUCCGGCUGGUGGGGUCGGUGGACUCCAUGAAGCCGGUGCUGCAGUCCCUCUACCACCGCGUGCUGCUGUACCCCCCACCCCAGCACCGGGUGGAGGCCAUCAAAAUAAUGAAAGAGCUACUUGGGAGCCCACAGCGUCUCUGUGAUUUGGCAGGACCCAGCUCCACUGAACUCGAAUCCAGAAAAAGAUCAAUUUCAAAAAGAAAGUCUCAUCUGGAUCUUCUCAAACUCAUCAUGGACGGCAUGACCGAGGCGUGCAUCAAGGGUGGCAUCGAAGCCUGCUACGCCGCCGUGUCCUGCGUCUGCACCCUGCUCGGUGCCUUAGACGAGCUCAGCCAGGGCAGGGGCCUGGGCGAAGGUCAGGUCCAGCUGCUGCUGCUGCGCCUGGAGGAGCUGAAGGACGGCGCCGAGUCGAGCCGCGACUCCAUGGAGAUCAACGAGGCCGACUUCCGCUGGCAGCGGCGAGUCCUGUCCUCGGAGCACACGCCUUGGGAGCCGGGGAACGAGCGGAGCCCUGACAUCAGCAUCAGCGUGACCACGGACACGGGCCAGACCACCCUGGAGGGAGAGUUGGGUCAGACCACCCCCGAGGACCACCCCGAAAACCACAAGAAUGGCCUCAAGUCGCCCGCCGUCCAGGAGAGCAAGGAGCCGCUGAGUAAAGUGGCAGAACCGGAGGCCGUAGACCAGCCAGAUGUGGUUCAGAGGAGCCACACGGUUGCUUACCCUGAUAUAACUAACUUCCUGUCCGUCGACUGCAGGAUGAGGUCCUACGGGUCCAGGUACAGUGAGAGCAAUUUCAGCGUGGACGAUCAAGACCUCUCCAGGACGGAAUUUGACUCCUGCGAUCAGUACUCGAUGGCAGCGGAGAAGGACUCGGGCAGGUCUGACGUGUCGGACAUCGGGUCCGACAACUGUUCUCUCGCUGAUGAGGAGCAGACCCCUCGGGACUGCCUGGGCCACAGGUCCCUGAGGACGGGUCUGUCUCUCAAACUCCUGAAGAACCAGGAAGCCGAUCAGCACAGCGCCCGGCUGUUCACGCAGUCCCUGGAGGGGAUCCUGCCUCGCCUCCUGGCCCUGCCCAGUGUGGAAGACGUGGACUCCGCCCUCCAGAACUUCGCCUCCACCUUCUGCUCAGGCAUGAUGCACUCCCCUGGAUUUGAUGCGAACAGCAGCCUGGGCUUGCAGAUGCUCAUGAACGCAGACAGCUUGUACUGGGCUGCGCACUGCGCCCUGCUGCUCAACCUGAAGCUCUCCCACGGGGACUACUACCGGAAGCGGCCCACUCUGGCGCCGGGCACCAUGAAAGAGUUCAUGAAGCAGGUCCAGAGCAGCGGGGUGCUGAUGGUCUUCUCCCAGGCCUGGAUUGAGGAACUUUACCACCAGGUUCUCGACAGAAACAUGCUCGGGGAAGCUGGCUACUGGGGCAGCCCCGAGGAUAACAGCCUGCCCCUCAUCACCAUGCUGACCGAUAUCGACGGCUUGGAAAGCAGUGCAAUUGGAGGGCAGCUGAUGGCCUCGGCGUCUACAGAGUCUCCUUUCACCCAGGGCAGGAGAAUCGAUGACUCCACGGUGGCAGGUGUGGCGUUUGCUCGCUACAUUCUGGUUGGCUGCUGGAAGAACUUGAUCGAUACUUUAUCUACCCCACUGACCGGCCGGAUGGCAGGGAGCUCCAAAGGGCUGGCCUUCAUUCUGGGAGCUGAAGGCAUCAAAGAGCAGAACCAGAAAGAACGCGAUGCCAUCUGCAUGAGCCUCGAUGGACUGCGGAAAGCAGCGCGGCUGAGCUGUGCUCUAGGAGUGGCAGCUAACUGUGCAUCAGCCCUCGCCCAGAUGGCAGCUGCUUCCUGUGUCCAGGAGGAGAAAGAGGAAAAGGAAACCCAGGAACCCGGUGAUGCCAUUGCGCAAGUGAAGCUAAAGGUGGAGCAGAAGCUGGAGCAGAUUGGGAAGCUGCAGGGGGUGUGGCUGCACACGGCCCACGUCCUGUGCAUGGACGCCAUCCUCAGCGUCGGCCUGGAAAUGGGAAGCCACAACCCAGACUGCUGGCCGCACGUGUUCAGGGUAUGCGAGUACGUGGGCACGUUGGAGCACACCCACUUCAGCGAUGGCACCUCUCAGCCCCCACUGACCAUCAGCCAGCCCCAGAAGGCACCCAGAGGUGGACUCCUCGGGGACCUGGAGUGUGAGGGCUCGCCCCAGGACCAGAGCCUCGAGCAGGAGAGCUCCCUGUGCGCAGCCCCCGUCAUCCAGCCCCUCUCCAUCCAGGAGCUCGUCCGGGAAGGCAGCCGAGGCCGGGCCUCCGACUUCCGCGGGGGCAGCCUCAUGACUGGGAGCAGCGCUGCCAAAGUUGUACUCACCCUCUCCACCCAGGCCGACAGGCUCUUCGAAGAUGCAACAGAUAAGUUGAACCUCAUGGCUUUAGGUGGUUUCCUUUACCAGCUGAAGCGGGCAUCACAGUCCCAGCUCUUCCACUCCGUUACAGAGACGGUGGAUUACUCCCUGGCAAUGCCGGGUAAUUCUUUCCCUGCAGACACUGUGCCGCGAGGAGAAGUGAAAUCCACCCAAGACCGGAAGAGUGCCCUCCACCUCUUCCGCCUCGGGGACGCCAUGCUGAGGAUCGUGCGGAGCAAAUCCCGGCCCCUGCUGCACGUGAUGCGCUGCUGGAGUCUCGUGGCGCCGCACCUGGUGGAGGCUGCCUGCCAUAAGGAAAGGCACGUGUCUCAGAAGGCGGUCUCCUUCAUCCAUGAUAUACUGACAGAGGUUCUCACUGACUGGAAUGAGCCCCCUCAUUUUCACUUUAAUGAAGCUCUCUUCCGACCUUUUGAGCGUAUUAUGCAGCUGGAGUUGUGUGACGAGGAUGUCCAGGACCAGGUGGUCACAUCCAUCGGUGAGCUGGUUGAAGUCUGUUCCACCCAAAUCCAGUCAGGAUGGAGGCCCCUGUUCAGUGCUCUGGAAACAGUGCACAGCGGAAACAAGUCUGAGGUGAAGGAGUACCUGGUUGGUGAUUACUCCAUGGGAAAAGGCCAAGCUCCGGUGUUUGAUGUAUUUGAAGCUUUCCUCAAUACUGACAACAUCCAGGUCUUUGCUAACGCAGCCACUAGUUACAUCAUGUGCCUUAUGAAGUUUGUCAAAGGACUGGGGGAGGUGGACUGUAAAGAAAUCGGAGACUGUGUCCCAGGACCAGGAGCCACGUCCCCAGACCUGUGCCUCCCCGCCCUGGAUUACCUCCGGCGCUGUUCUCAGUUAUUGGCCAAAAUCUACAAAAUGCCCUUGAAGCCAAUAUUCCUUAGUGGGCGACUUGCUAGCUUGCCUCGAAGACUUCAGGAGCAGUCGGCGAGUAGUGAGGAUGGAAUGGAGUCAGUCCUGUCUGAUUUUGAUGAUGACACUGGGCUGAUAGAAGUCUGGAUCAUCCUGCUGGAGCAGCUCACAGCAGCUGUGUCCAACUGCCCACGUCAGCACCAACCGCCAACCUUGGAUUUACUCUUUGAGCUGUUGAGAGAUGUUACCAAAACACCUGGACCAGGGUUUGGCAUCUACGCAGUUGUUCACCUUCUCCUUCCUGUGAUGUCCCUUUGGCUCCGUCGUAGCCAUAAAGACCAUUCUUACUGGGAUGUGGCCUCUGCUAACUUCAAGCAUGCCAUAGGUCUGUCCUGUGAGCUGGUGGUGGAGCACAUCCAGAGCUUUAUCCACUCAGACAUCAGGUAUGAGAGCAUGAUCAACACCAUGCUGAAGGACCUCUUUGAGUUGCUGGUGGCGUGUGUGGCCAAGCCCACGGAAACCAUCUCCAGGGUGGGCUGCUCCUGUAUUAGGUACGUCCUCGUGACAGCGGGCCCUGUGUUCACUGAAGAGAUGUGGAGGCUGGCCUGCUGUGCCCUGCAGGAGGCCUUCUCAGCCACCCUCAAGCCAGUGAAGGAUCUACUAGGUUGCUUCCACAGCGGCACUGAGAGCUUCAGCGGGGAAGGCUGCCAGGUGAGGGUGGCGGCCCCGUCCACCUCCCCCAGUGCCGAGGCUGAAUACUGGCGCAUCCGAGCCAUGGCUCAGCAGGUGUUUAUGCUGGACACCCAGUGCUCACCAAAGACUCCAAACAACUUUGAUCAUGCUCAGUCCUGUCAACUCAUUAUUGAGCUGCCUCCUGAUGAGAAGCCGAAUGGACACACCAAGAAGAGUGUUUCUUUCAGGGAAAUUGUAGUCAGUUUACUAUCCCAUCAAGUAUUACUCCAGAACUUGUAUGAUAUCUUGUUAGAAGAGUUUGUCAAAGGCCCCUCUCCUGGGGAGGAGAAGGGCCAAGGGCCAGAAACCAAGCUGGCCGGCUUCCUCCGAUACAUCUCCAUGCAGAACUUGGCCGUCAUAUUUGACCUGCUGCUGGACUCCUACAGGACGGCCAGGGAGUUCGACACCAGCCCUGGGCUGAAGUGCCUGCUGAAGAAAGUGUCUGGCAUCGGGGGCGCCGCCAACCUCUACCGCCAGUCUGCCAUGAGUUUCAACAUUUAUUUCCACGCGCUGGUCUGUGCUGUUCUCAGCAAUCAGGAAACCAUCACUGCCGAGCAAGUGAAGAAGGUCCUUUUUGAGGACGAUGAGAGGAGCACAGACUCGUCCCAGCAGUGUUCCUCGGAAGAUGAGGACAUUUUUGAGGAGACCGCCCAGGUGAGCCCGCCGAGAGGCAAGGAGAAGAGGCAGUGGAGGGCGCGGAUGCCCUCGCUCAGCGUCCAGCCCGUCAGCAACGCGGACUGGGUGUGGCUGGUCAAGAGGCUCCACAAGCUGUGCAUGGAGCUGUGCACUAACUACAUCCAGAUGCACCUGGACCUGGAGAGCACCCUGGAGGAAGCGCCCGUCUUCAAGGGCGACCCGUUCUUCAUCCUUCCCUCCUUCCAGUCGGAGUCGUCCACCCCGUCCACCGGGGGCUUCUCGGGGAAAGACACGCCGUCCGAGGACGACCGAAGCCAAACGCGGGAUCCCGCUGGCGAGGCCCUGGGCCUGCGGGGGACCAGCGGGGAGACGCUGCUGCAGCCGCCGCCGCCGAGCCCCAAGGUGGAGAAGAAGGACCCCGGCCGCAGGAAGGAGUGGUGGGAGAACGCGGGCAACAAGAUCUACACCAUGGCGGCCGACAAGACCAUCGCCAAGCUGAUGACGGAGUACAAGAGGAGGAAGCAGCAGCACAACGUGCCCGCCUUCCCCAAGGAGGUCAAGGCGGAGAAGAAGGGAGAGCUGCUGGGGCCCCGGGGCCAAGGCUCCCCGCUGCUCCAGCGGCCCCAGCACCUGAUGGACCAGGGACAGAUGCGGCACUCCUUCAGCGCCGGCCCCGAGCUGCUGCGGCAGGAGAAGAGGCCCCGCUCGGGCUCCACCGGCAGCUCCCGGAGCGUCUCCGUGAGGGACGCCGAGGCGCAGAUCCAGGCAUGGACCAACAUGGUGCUAACAGUUCUCAAUCAGAUUCAGAUCCUUCCAGACCAGACCUUCACAGCCCUCCAGCCAGCAGUGUUCCCGUGCAUCAGCCAGCUGACCUGUCAUGUGACUGACAUCAGAGUUCGCCAGGCUGUGAGAGAAUGGCUUGGCAGAGUGGGCCGUGUCUAUGACAUCAUUGUGUAGAAGACUCACGUUCCAUUCCCAAGGAAAUACACUAGGGCGGUUAGAGUAUGUCUGCCAAUCCAACUGAUAGCAUUUUCCCUACCACCAGCCCCCAUAUCUCAGAGAACACCCAGUUGCUCCCUAACUAAUCGGCACUGGGGCCAUUCUGGGUACUAAGGUUGUAUCUAGAUGACACAAGUGAUACUUCAAUUUUGCACAUCAUUUCAGAAGAGUCUACAUUCCUUGACACAUUUCUAAAUCUUGUUUAUUUUCCAGGGUUUUGCCUGCAAUGUUAUCCCCAAAUGGGUCACUUUCUAGGACUACUCCUUUGAAAACACUACACUGAUCAUUUUAAAAAAUGCAGUUGCUAAAGAAGUAUCUGCUGGUAAGUCAAGCUGAUGUACACACAGACAUGAUUAAGUGAUGACGAUUUAUGAGUUUGGCAGGGAAGCAAACAGUUGUAAAAAUGUAUUCUUGGGUGUCAUAAGCAAGGGAUGACUUACUUCCUCUGUAAAAUAUUCCAGAACAUUUCAAAAUUGUUCCUAAGUUGUCAAGAUUUUCUGGUUGGUAUUCACCAACUUCCUCAUAUAAGGUACUAUUGUGCCUUCAAUUCCCUACUUCUAAAAGAAGAAAAUUCUUUCCUGGCAGGAUAUUAAGUCUGUGGCAUGGCAGCCUUUGACACAUAGUACCCCAUGGUAUUGGUUGAUACAGACAGUGCCAAAAGACAGAAGACUGGCCACCCUGGCUGUCCCAUUAGUCUUUGCUUUUGCUCCCAAGGCAAAAAUGGUGCCUUAGUUCCUUAUUGCACAGACAUUUCUCUGCUCCUCAAUUAUCUGAACAUAAGGUAUAACAUUUGGAUUUUAAGAAAACAAAACAAUUUGUUUUAUAUCAACACCCUUGAAGGAAAGAACUCAAGAGUUUGCCGGCCAGUGAGGAGACUUCUCAGGGAAGAGGGGCAGCGCGGUAGGGAGACAGCUGGAAGGGUUGAGAAAGGAGAUGAUGAUGAAAUCAUUUUAAAUCUAACACUAGACAUCAAUCAUAUGAAAUUAUGGUGUCAUUUAUACACACUCUAGUCUCAGAAGAAAAUAAACCUACAGGAAAAGAGGAGCCAGGAUGACAUUUAGGAAAUAAGGUUUUCAAUGGCAAGUAGACUUACCCUAUGUUGGAGGUCUUUUUAUUCAGGCCAGUAUUUUAAGUGGAUUUUUCUUUUCCUAAUUUUUACUAGAAAGUUAAUUUGGAACCUUUAUCUUACCAUUUAUAGCACAUUUAAUGUUUCUUAAAUUAUAAUGAUUAAAACUCUUCAAGCCCACUCAUACACAUUUUAGAGAGUUAGUUACUAAGACAUACAUUGUAAUUUUCCCAGCUCCUAAAAAUUAUUCAUAAUUGAAUAUGUUAUCCUUUAAGAAAUAAAACAUCAAUUCUUUAGUGUGGAAGUAAGGAUUUAAAACCAACAGCUUUAUUCAGUGCUGGUAUUUGUAAACUUUGUCUUCCUUGAGAAUAGUUAAGAGGAAGACAAGGUUCCCUGAUUUAUUUAGGCAAUCUAAAAGAACCUUAUUCUUCAGUAUGCUAUCUAGACAUCACCAGAGAAUUCAGAAGAUAUUUUUCCAGUUCCACAAAAUACUCUUUGUCAUCAGGCUGAUUCAUUAGACAAUAAUUCAAGUUUAGAAAUGGAUUUUAACUAUUCGAUCUUAACAAGCAAUGAAUUGUUGGAACAGCAAUGAGUUGUGUUCUAUACUUUUGAUUUUUUAUGUUUUGUAGGUAGAAUUGAAAGUUGGGAACUUUUUUGUUUAACAAAAGCAAUACACUGUGGUGGUUUUGUUUCUUUUUGUAGCUUAUCUUAGGCUCCCUUUUUUGUGAGCCUGUGAGUAUUCUACAAUGUACUGGAGUCCGGGAAGCUUCAGCAAAGCAGAGUAUUAUCAAAUCACAGUAAUUACAAAAUGCUUACGUCUAGCAACUUUUCAUAGAGUAUAAAAAGUUGAAAGGAAGCCAGUCUCCAUUUAUGAAUGUCAUGUCCUGGAAGUUGUUAAACUGUUUUUCUAAACAGUUCAGAAUUCAUCUUCCCAGAGAUAUUAUGGGAUCCAUGGCUAGAUUAUGACAAUUACUGCAUCCAAACACUGCUUUAGUACCAGCCCAAUUAUGGGUCCCAAGAAUGAAAGAUGAGAGAAUGUACAUUGCCCUUUACCUAAAGUUUUGUAAGUGGGUUUUGGUCCCUGCCCAUCAUCUUCCCUGUAGACCACACUGGACUUCAGCCCAUCUCCAUGCCCAGCGUACUCUAUGCAUCCCUUACACGACAGAGUUCAACUGGAAAAUUAGCUAAGUCACAGAAUACUUCCCAGAGGCAUUUGCAGUUUUCAAAAAAGACAUUGCGUGAUGCAAAUAAUCUCCAAGCAAUAGUACUUCAGGUCACAGUGACUCUUUCCAGGGGUGGAGAAGAAAGGGAGAUAACUUAAAACCCUGAGUAGAUGAGUGGUCCCUGGCCAUCAGUCCCUCACUGUCCCCGGUGUGUCCAUUUCUGCCUUUCCCCAUCUCUUCUUUUACUCCCUCCCCAACUGUUUCUGAAAGACCAAGGUCAAGGCAGCCUUUGAAGUUACAAUAGUAAAAUUGCAAACAUAUGGUAAUAUGUUACAGUAUAUUAGCAGAUCUAAGCAGAAUAAAAUUUUGCGCAUUUC
Molecule: messenger RNA, 9341 nt
Organism: Camelus dromedarius (Arabian camel)
Lineage: Eukaryota; Metazoa; Chordata; Mammalia; Artiodactyla; Camelidae
Gene: ARFGEF3
Product: ARFGEF family member 3
Exons: 34
Coding region: 121-6693 (2190 amino acids)
Biological process (GO): regulation of ARF protein signal transduction
Molecular function (GO): guanyl-nucleotide exchange factor activity
Source: RefSeq, a predicted model, not a curated record